Messenger RNA from Acaromyces ingoldii, 333 nucleotides. RefSeq lists its product as hypothetical. The coding region runs from base 1 to 333 and encodes 110 amino acids. Lineage: Eukaryota; Fungi; Basidiomycota; Exobasidiomycetes; Exobasidiales; Cryptobasidiaceae. The transcript has 4 exons. The record is from RefSeq and is a predicted model, not a curated record.
AUGAGUAACUCCAGACGCUCGACACACAAUCAAGCAUCGUUCCGGGAAGCUCUUGUUGGUCGAGAUUACUCGUGUAUCCUUUCGGACACCAAGUUCACCGGAUGCACAGCAAGCCACAUUCUUCCACAAAGUCGUCCCGAAUACUAUGAAGAAGUGCUAGGGUACGACCCUCGCUACUACUUCCACGUAUCCUACGGGCUGCUUCUUGAGGACAAGAUUCACCACGCCUUUGAUCGAGGCGAAUGGGCAUUGUAUCCUAUAGUAUUCGGCGACAACACCAACAAGAAGGAGUUCGAGAACAAGAAGCAGUCAAAGAAGCGAUUGAUGGAGUAA